AUGCCAAAUGGGAUUCCGCAAACGGGACUUUGGCUACAGCCAUCAGUGCAGGAAUGGUUCUGGAUUCAUGUCUGCAUCGCGUUCCUCGCAAGUUCGGGAACAUACGUGCUCAUAUGGUCAACACAGUACGUUUCUCUCUGUUCUUGUCAAUCAACACCUUUGACACCUAUGUCUAUUUCCCAUUAUUAUCAUAUUCUCGUACUUGCGCCCUUCGCUGCGAAUCUACCAGAUGCACUCCCUGAUGCCGCCACAGCUGAUCGUGUGGACUCGAUUGCAAUUGCGCUCGGCACUAUCUGCGUGCAGGAUACUGACUUUCUCGUCAGGUUGUCGAUGAUAAACGAGGCGUUCAUCUAUCUCCUCAUGACACAGAACCUUCCACGGGAGACCACUCGACCAGGAAUGUUUGUACCCGUCGGUCCAUCUGGCUUUACAGUUGCUGUCAUAGUGCACCUUCGCCAUACAGCCAUACCCAAAAUCAGCGCGAAAACCCACUUUGGCAUUGGAAAUGCCAACUCUUUCUACACAUGGCAAGACGGGAUUACGGUGAUUGGAAUAGCGGAACGGGAGCAGCCGUGGUCACGGAGAGAAAGCCCGCGAAGAUACUGGUGA
Molecule: messenger RNA, 609 nt
Organism: Drepanopeziza brunnea f. sp. 'multigermtubi' MB_m1
Lineage: Eukaryota; Fungi; Ascomycota; Leotiomycetes; Helotiales; Drepanopezizaceae
Source: RefSeq, a predicted model, not a curated record